This is a messenger RNA of Baudoinia panamericana UAMH 10762, 162 nucleotides long. RefSeq lists its product as uncharacterized. NCBI's taxonomy places the organism in Eukaryota, Fungi, Ascomycota, Dothideomycetes, Mycosphaerellales, Teratosphaeriaceae. The record is from RefSeq and is a predicted model, not a curated record. Gene Ontology annotation, biological process: translation. The annotation marks the transcript as partial. Gene Ontology annotation, cellular component: ribosome. Gene Ontology annotation, molecular function: structural constituent of ribosome. The transcript has a single exon.
AGCCGACCUCAGAGCACGGGCGUGGUCACGAGGCAGCAAGUACGUGGGAUGAAGGUGCGGAGUAGCGUCAAGAAGCUUUGCGAUGGGUGCAAGAGCGUGAGGAGGAAAGGAGGAAAGUAUGUGUAUAUCAUAUGCUCGAAGAAUCCAAAGCAUAAGCAGAGG